GCAAGUCUUCACUGUUUACCUGUUCGCUAUCUCGACUUGAGCUUUCAUUCCAUCAACAUGAGUGCGUCAAAUUUACAAGUUUUAAUGCAUGCUGGUGAACUUGAGUAUAUUGUGGAAAAUAUCAAGGAAUCCAGACGAACAUACAAAGUUAUUGGUGGAUGUCUCUUUGGCUUGUGGCGCAACUCUCUUGUACAGCCAGUCGUUCAGUUUGUAACUGGUCAUGUUAAACCUUCCAAAAACUUGGAAGGGCAAGAGAUCGAUAACAUCAUCAAUGGUGAAUUCGUAGAAAAAUUCACUUCAACAAUGUUGAAAAAUCACUCCUUAGUACGACUUGGAUUUUGGUUCACAUCUUUUGAAGAAAACUUUGAUGAAUUUCGAGAAAGUGUAUUGCAGGAGUUUCAAAACAGAAACAAAGAUAAGUUACUGCUUUUUAUUAACUACACCGAGGAUAGUGGAAGGGGGAAUAUUAUCGGCGAAUACGAUCUUUCAAACUCGACGAUUCCACUGUACAAGGAAGAUAUACUUGACGGUCAUAGCUCUUUUAGAAAAUAUGACGACCUCACUCAAAAAAUUGGAAAGAAUCGAGAUUUAGUUGUACCCCCUGGUAUUUCCGAAGAUCAAGAUGUUAGACCCGAGGUGAAUAACCUGAUUGCCAUGCUCCCCUCGCGUACACAAACCUCCGAAGCUUCUAUAAUUCCUACACAGUGGUAUUCAACUGACCAAGGAAUGGAGCUUCUACAAAAGUUAAUGCAAUGUUUUAACUCGCAGCAUAUUACGCCAGAAAUGUCCAGAGAUGCGACAACUCAUAAUUUGCAAUUCAAUCUGAAUCGUGACUAUGCCCUUGUAUUUCCACCUAAUUUCCCUAAAAGCUUGCCUGUUUUGCACAAUUCGUUUGACGGCAAAAUAAAUUUUAAAAGAAAUGAGAUUGAUAAGAGCGACGUUUGUGGAAGUGUUGUACGUGCUGUCGUUAGGAAAAUACAAUCUCACCGAAGAUAGUGAAACCAUUAUGGUGAAAUGGAAAUGGAAACUUUUAGUUCUAUAAAGUAAACAAUAUUCUUUCAACAUGCACAUGUAACAAAACUUGCACUUGACUGGCUAAUUUACAUCUAACAUACAUGCAUAUACUGAUGUAAAAACAUACUUUUAUGUAGUUAAAUGUAUUCUAUGUAUUCUGGCAUAAAAUGUAUUUCCAUAAUAAACAAUUUGAAUGCUUUUA
This is a messenger RNA of Xenia sp. Carnegie-2017, 1216 nucleotides long. RefSeq lists its product as uncharacterized. Lineage: Eukaryota; Metazoa; Cnidaria; Anthozoa; Malacalcyonacea; Xeniidae. Bases 58 to 996 code for a protein of 312 amino acids. The record is from RefSeq and is a predicted model, not a curated record. The transcript has 3 exons.